AUGAUCACACCAUGGGAUUACACUGUUGCAGUUGCCUCGGCCUGCAUAAAUAUUUUGUUCGGUUUUUAUGUGAUUUGGAGUUUCUUGAAUGUUGGAAUAUUGCAGCCGUUUCAUUUUAGUGGAGCCAGUAGCCACCCAUCACACUUCCUGUCGCCUCCCACCCUCAAUCAUCACUCACCUCCCACAACUUCCCUUAUUCUGUCCUUCAUGCAACGCAGUCAACCAAAUGUUGGAAUGGGAUGGACUCAUCCCAUUCUGUCCAAUUUUCAAUCAUCAAAUCAGAUGAGGAGUGCAAAUUUGACAGCACAGGUGCAGCCAUUUGAAGGCAAGGACACAAGAAUAUUUGAUGUGGUUCUGUGUUAUUUGGCACUGCUUUGUACAAAGAAUAUCAACUUGUUUUGGCAAAGUGAGUUUCUGCAGAAUCUUCGGAUGUGA
Molecule: messenger RNA, 435 nt
Organism: Ilex paraguariensis (yerba mate)
Lineage: Eukaryota; Viridiplantae; Streptophyta; Magnoliopsida; Aquifoliales; Aquifoliaceae
Source: the annotation of a GenBank genome assembly